Prorocentrum cordatum is the source of this 495-nucleotide messenger RNA. Lineage: Eukaryota; Dinophyceae; Prorocentrales; Prorocentraceae. The record is from the annotation of a GenBank genome assembly.
AUGAAGCUCAGUAAAGGGUUGCAUGGCAGCAUGGUGCUCCAAUACGCUACAGAAGGUGGAGAGUAUGGAUCUGCCGCGUUCGAUAGCAUUCCUUGCGACACCUACUGCCCCGUUGUCUGCUUCAGCGCGCCCAACCAGAACAUUACGAUGGAGAACAUUUCGGACGGCGCUACAGUGGUCAAAGAUACAGUGAAGCGAGAGAUUAUAUUUUUGGUGACCAACCGUAUGGAGAUGUUCCAAAGCAGCAGCACUUUGGCAAUCGAGCUCAUCGCGAAGAACAAUGGGGACAGCUUGAAAGGCAUACACUCCGAGACUGUUCGCGUCACAGCUUCGGCCUUGCGGCGCAUUCUCAUUGGUUCGUUGCUUGGUCGCGAGGAUGUGCUUGACUUCGCAUUCCCGACGGCUGCUAAGCAAACCAGCGAAGAAGGGGAUGAUACCAGUGAGACCAGUGACCAUUCGUUCCAGCUCGCGGGGCCAUCUGACUCGCCCAAGUGA